This is a messenger RNA of Colletotrichum acutatum, 1837 nucleotides long. RefSeq names its product kinase-like domain-containing protein. The record is from RefSeq and is a predicted model, not a curated record. The coding region runs from base 394 to 1692 and encodes 432 amino acids. The transcript has 3 exons. Gene Ontology annotation, biological process: protein phosphorylation; vacuolar protein processing; regulation of vacuole fusion, non-autophagic. Gene Ontology annotation, cellular component: cytoplasm; Golgi apparatus. Lineage: Eukaryota; Fungi; Ascomycota; Sordariomycetes; Glomerellales; Glomerellaceae. Gene Ontology annotation, molecular function: ATP binding; protein serine/threonine kinase activity.
UUAGCUGUCCUGAUUCUUGUUUCUCCAAUCGCGCGCCCACGCAAGAAUCCCACGAUCUUACAGCAUACGACCACGUUGAUCCUCUUUUCUGGUCAUUUCAAUUGUUUGUCCGCGUAGUCUCAAUCGCGAGACUUGAUCGACGACACUCUUCUUCCCGACCUCGUUCGGCACGGACUCCCAAUUCCGGGUAGAGAAUACGCCUUCUCUCUCUCAAAGUGUCCGAUCACCAUUACGCCGACCAAGAACGGACGACUGCGGAAUCUCUUGGGUCUACAACACCAGCGCUUCAACAUCCAACAUACGCGAACUCGACGACAAUUUCCUGGAGUACCAUACCAUACCGGGUCGAACCCUCCGUCGUCUUUACGCAAUCAACACACAACAAACCUCAAGAUGGCGCAAAUAUUCCUCGACGUGCUCUACUCCUUUGGCAACUGCCUCAACUGCUUCCCCGGCUCACCGACGCUCAAGAUCAACAGUCGGAGCUUCAAGAUCCUCCGCCUGCUGGGCGAGGGCGGCUUCUCCUACGUCUACCUCGUCCAAGACACCCAAACCGCCGAAGAAUUCGCCCUCAAAAAGAUCAGGUGCCCCUUUGGCGCAGAGUCGGUCGCCCAGGCCAUGAAGGAGGUCGACGCCUACCGCCUCUUCGCCCGCAGCCCGGGCAUCAUCCACGGCGUCGACCACGCCAUCGCCACCGAGCGCGGCGGCGAGCCCGGGUCAAAGACGGUCUACGUCCUCCUCCCCUACUACCGCCGCGGCAACCUCCAGGACCUCAUCAACGCCAACCUCGUAAACCACACCGCGUUUCCCGAGCGCAGGCUCAUGCUCCUGUUUCUCGGUGUGUGCAAGGCGCUUAGGGAGAUGCAUCACUACACCGGCGGCGGCGGCGGCGGGCAAUCCUCAUCACAGCCCGCCGCGAUGGAGAGGAUGGAGAUGGGCAACGGUGACGAGGACGACCAGGGCGCCGGGCCGAAGCGCAAGAAGAGCGGCAAGAAGAACAAGGGCGGGAAGCGCGUCUCCAGCAUGGCCGCCGCCGCGGGCGCCGACGAAGAGGACGAGAGCGAGCAGCAGCGACCGCUGAUGGAGGGCGAGACGCCCGGGUCCGGGGACGUAAAGUCGUAUGCACACAGGGACAUCAAGCCAGGCAACAUCAUGAUUGACGACUCGGGCUCGAACCCAAUCCUAAUGGACCUGGGCUCCAUCGCCCCCUCCCCGAUCCCGAUAACAUCCCACUCCCUCGCCAUCGCCGUCCAGGACACGGCCGCCGAGCACAGCACGAUGCCCUACCGCGCCCCCGAACUCUUCGACGUCCGCACCGGCACCGUCAUCGACACAAAAGUCGACAUCUGGUCCAUGGGCUGCACCCUCUACGCCUGCCUCGUCGGUAAGUCCCCCUUUGAGGCUCGCUCCGACGAGACGGGCGGCUCCCUCAGCAUGUGCGUCCUCGGCGGCGACUGGCGCUUCCCCGACGAGGGCAUCAAGCGCACCGGCACCAGCGGCGGUAUGAAGGGCAAAGCGGCCGCCACGGCGGACGCCGGUGCGGGAGCCGGAGAAGUCAAGAUUAGCGAGCCCAUUCGCGAUGUCGUGAGGAAAUGUCUCAAUGUCGAGCCUACCGAGAGACCGGACAUUGAUGAGCUCAUUGAGUUGGUGGAGAGUGUCAUUGAGGACUUGCCUCAAGACGGAUCGUUGUGAAUGCGGCAGAUGGACCCAAGGACGAGCGAACCGCAGAGGCUUGCGCAAAGAGUGAUGUAUUGUAUAACGAUGUUUCAUCUUUCUACUAUUCCCAGGGAAGAUUUGAUAGGCUUCAUGUCACCACGGCGUUCUAGGGAGGGCGUAU